UUUCCGCCCUUUAGCAGAUUUAUGACUGGUGCGUAGAAACAUCAGAACCCUGGCCCACCCCGGCGGUCCGUAAGCCCCCGCGGAUUGUUUUGGAAUUUAGUAGGUGGUAGGCGCGCCCCCGAUGCUUGCGCUGACAGUGUCAGUGAGCGCUCGAGUGCUGGCGCUCAUAGCUGAUGACAAUGUCAAUUAUUUUAGGCACUUUGUGAGCUUCCAUUUUAGUAGCCCGUGGGAAUUUUUUUUUACAGCUAUGUAGCCUAUGUCAGUCAUACAGAAGACAGUCUAUAGUUAUAAGGAUUUUCAGAGGAAAAUAUUUUGGAGCAAUGGCGUUUCUCCAGAGGACCGAGAACCGCGGCUUUGCGGGAACAGCAGGUGGAUGAAGCCAGGCGACUCAGAUCCCAGUGCGCCCUUUCCCACCGGCGAAAGCUCUGCGCGUGACUGCGAGGUGGAGGGUGUGGAUGGUGUUGAUAUGAGCAGGGUGUGUGUGUGUAGUCAGGGCAAGGAGUGUGUGUAUGAGCAGGGUUGGUGCUUACACUGCUGUGGCCCCCAUUCUCUGAGGGAGGAGUGUCUGCUUUCAGACCCACAGGGAGACAGUGAUGCUGAUGCUGAUAUAGAGGACACAGACAACAGACUGCAGGGGGGCAGCCCUCUCCAGCGAAUGAGCUCUCGGAGGCGGCGGCGGCAGCGAUUAGCACGGCCGGACACCACAGAGAGUGAGGAUGAUGGGGGGCGGAGCCACAGAGCCCAUCGCUGGAGUCUCCGCCUCAGCCCUCACCGCACCCACAACCGCACUAUCCUGGAGGUGCUAUUACACACCUACUACACAUCUAUAACUAAUCUAUUACACAUCUACUACACACCUAUAACUAAUCUAUUACACAGGUACUACACACCUACAAUUAAUCCAUUACACACCUACUACACACCUCUAACUAAUCUAUUACACACCUACUCCACACCCAUAACUAAUCUAUUACACACCUACUACACACCUACUCUCUCUCUUUCCCUCUCUCUCAGGAAAGUGUAUCUCAGGUGAGACCAUUGGUUCUGUGUCGACCCUGUGGAAGGACACUACAUGGAGCCCCGACUGAAGACCCCAGAAGCAGGGUGUGGCACAGGGUGUGGUCAGGGGUGUGGUCAAUGCCCAUGUGGCCUCUCCUCCUCAUCAUGCCUCUGUCUGUCAUCAUCAUCCUCAUGGUUUUGCUGUUGCCUCAGACUGACAUCUGACACCCUGCUUUAGCCUAUAAACUCUGUCCCCUCACCUGUAAACUCUGCCCCCUCACCUAUAAACUCUGCCCCCUCACCUAUAAACUCUGCCCCCUCACCUAUAAACUCUGCCCUCUCACCUGUAAACUCUGCCCCCCCACCUGUAAACUCUGUCCCCCCCUCACCUAUAAACUCUGCCCCCUUCACCUAUAAACUCUGCCCCCCCAUCUGUAAAUUCUGCCCCCUCACCUGUAAACUCUGCCCCCUUCACCUAUAAACUCUGCCCCCCCCCACCUGUAAACUCUGCCCCUUCACCUAUAAACUCUGCCCCCCCACCUGUAAACUCUGCCCCUUCACCUAUAAACAGUGCCCCCCCACCUGUAAACUCUGUCCCCCCCUCGCCUAUAAACUCUGCCCCCUUCACCUAUAAACUCUGCCCCCCCCCCCCCACCUGUAAACUCUGUCCCCCACCUGUGUGCAUAUGAAGCACACUUGUCAUUACUGUAAUGCACAUGUGCACUGGUCCUGUACAUACUGUUUAACCCCAAACCUUGGAUAUCACUGUAAACUAGGGUUUCUCUAUACUGUUAAAUAACUGUAAAGGUUGCAAUAUUGAAAAUGAAAAUAAUUUAUAGUGAGAUGCAUUACAUGGCCAAAAGUAUGUGGACACCUGACAUCCAACAUCUCAUCCAAAAUUAUGGGCAUUAACAUGGAGUUGGUCAACCCUUUGCUGUUAAAACAACCUCCACUCUUCUGUGAAGACUUUAUACUUGAUGUUGGAGCAUUGCUGCAGGGAUAUGUUACCAUUAAGCCAAAAGAGCAUUAGUGAGGUCGGGCACUGAUUGGGUGAUUUGGCCUGGCUCACAGUUGGCUUUCCGAUUGAUCCCAAAGGUGUUGGAUGGGGUUGAGGUCAGGGCUCUGUGCAGGCCAGUAUAGUUCUUCCACACUCGACAAAACCAUUUCUAUAUGAACCUCGUUCAUGCUGAAACAGGAAAAGGCCUUCCCCAAACUGUUGGUGAAGCAUAGAAUCAUCUACAAUGUGAUUGUAUGCUGAAGCAGUAAGAUUUGCCUUCACUGGAACAAGGGGCCUAGCCCAAGCCAUGACAAACAGCCCCAGACCAAGGGGUGUCCAGAUACUUUUGGUCACAUAGUGUAUAAUUGGCUUAGAUGUAAUAUAUAAUACAGAAUAUCUCACAAAUAUACUACAUGUGUAUAAAUGAAAAAGAUGGAUCUCUCAGGUAAAUAUAGUUAUGUUUGUAGUGGUUGAUUAGACUCUAUCAUUCCUCAGUAAAAAUGCUUUUGAUUUAUAACAUGACUCUCUCUCCCCACCCCCCCCCCCCCCCAUGCAAACACACAUAUGCACAAUGCACAAACACUGAAACCAAGUCUGUGUAUUUUAUCUAAUAUCAGUGCCAGUUUGUUUAAAAUAAUUCUAAUAUUUUAUUAGGAAUAUUUCCACACCAAUCUGUUUACAAUUAAAAGGAAUUGUAAGUCUGAUUGCCAACUUUCAAAGCAUUAUUUUUACUAUGCUUAAUCAGCAGAAAUUAGACUAUUAACCACUAAGUUUGCCACUUGUGUUUGCUAGCUACUGUAUGUAUAUAUAUAUAUAUAUAUAUAUAUAUAUACACUGUAUACCUAUUUCUCACAGAUAGUGAGAAAAACAUGGAAACUCCAGGAAAGAGUUUUUAUCAGGAUGUGAGACAGCAUGUGUGGCCUGUGGGCACCAUGGCGCACACUGCAGCUCUGUGGGAGGAAAACCACACCGCUCUUCCAACAGAAAGCCAGUCAGCUCCUGCUUUGGGUGACUGAUCAUGCCCUGCGUAGGGGGCAUUGGGUGACUGAUCCUGCCCCGUGUAGGGGGCAUUGGGUGACUGAUCAUGCCCUGCGUAGGGGGCAUUGGGUGACUGAUCAUGCCCUGCGUAGGGGGCAUUGGGUGACUGAUCAUGCCCUGCGUAGGGGGCAUUGGGUGACUGAUCAUGCCAUGCGUAGGGGGCAUUGGGUGACUGAUCCUGCCCUGCGUAGGGGGAUUGAGUGACUGAUCAUGCCCUGCGUAGGGGGCAUUGGGUGAAUGAUCAUGCCCUGUGUAGGGGGCAUUGGGUGACUGAUCAUGCCCUGUGUAGGGGGCAUUCAGGGGGGUUCAGCGGUGUUGGGGUGUCAGUGUGGUAAAGGGGGUACUGCAGUGUUGGGGUGUCAGUGUGGUAAAGGGGGUUCAGCAGUGUUGGGGUGUCAGUGUGGUAAAGGGGGUACUGCAGUGUUGGGGUGUCAGUGUGGUAAAGGGGGUUCAGCAGUGUUGGGGUGUCAGUGUGGUAAAGGGGGUACUGCAGUGUUGCGGUGUCAGUGUGGUAAAGGGGGUUCAGCAGUGUUGGGGUGUCAGUGUGGUAAAGGGGGUUCAGCAGUGUUGGGGUGUCAGUGUGGUAAAGGGGGUUCAGCAGUGUUGGGGUGUCAGUGUGGUAAAGGGGGUACUGCAGUGUUGGGGUGUCAGUGUG
This is a messenger RNA of Anguilla anguilla (European eel), 3692 nucleotides long. RefSeq lists its product as uncharacterized. The transcript has 5 exons. Bases 257 to 1036 code for a protein of 259 amino acids. The record is from RefSeq and is a predicted model, not a curated record. NCBI's taxonomy places the organism in Eukaryota, Metazoa, Chordata, Actinopteri, Anguilliformes, Anguillidae.